AUGAUCGAUUCAAAGAAUGCUUCUGAAGUGGAAAAUAAUGAAAAUAUGUCGCAGAAUCCAUUCGCUAACAUAUUAAAUGCAUUAUUUAUUACUAAUUAUAUUCAUGGUAAGGAUGAAAAUAUCAAGCAAUUACUUUUAACUUUAACGCGAUAUUUAUGUCUUACGCAAAUUUUUGUGUUCCGUGAUAUCAGUAUUCAAGUACGGAAACGUUUCCCGAUAGUGACAUCCAUAUGUAACCGUCGUGACAUUAAAUUGCUUUGA
Messenger RNA from Loa loa (African eye worm), 261 nucleotides. RefSeq lists its product as hypothetical. The transcript has 2 exons. The record is from RefSeq and is a predicted model, not a curated record. Bases 1 to 261 code for a protein of 86 amino acids. Gene Ontology annotation, molecular function: chloride channel activity. Lineage: Eukaryota; Metazoa; Nematoda; Chromadorea; Rhabditida; Onchocercidae.